This is a messenger RNA of Wallemia mellicola CBS 633.66, 1165 nucleotides long. Its product is annotated as TPT-domain-containing protein. Gene Ontology annotation, molecular function: antiporter activity. Gene Ontology annotation, cellular component: endosome; Golgi apparatus; trans-Golgi network. The coding region runs from base 44 to 1030 and encodes 328 amino acids. NCBI's taxonomy places the organism in Eukaryota, Fungi, Basidiomycota, Wallemiomycetes, Wallemiales, Wallemiaceae. The transcript is spliced from 5 exons. The record is from RefSeq and is a predicted model, not a curated record.
CAGUCGACGAUCAAGAAAUAAUAAAUAAAUAAUAGCAGCCGCUAUGAGUUCAAACCAAGAUCAAAUUGAGAUAAAAACUUUGGAAUCUGAGCGUAGAAGCAGUCCACCACCAGCUCCUCAACCAACGAAUUCACACAAGCCAAAGCUCUCACCAUAUGUAAUUAUCCCAAUUUGGAUCGCAUUGUCCUCUAGCGUCAUUCUUUACAACAAGGCAAUUUUGUCCUCUUUCAAAUUUGAAUAUCCAAUCUUCCUAGUAACAUUUCAUUUAACAGUCUCAACUAUCGGUACACGUGUUUUAGCUAGAUUCACAAACUUGCUCCCUGACCUUAAGGAUGUCAAUAUGACACGCGAUACCUGGGUAAAAAGAAUUCUGCCAAUUGGUGUUUUCUUCUCAGGCUCACUCAUUUUCUCAAACAUGGCUUAUUUAUACUUAUCAGUUUCAUUCAUUCAAAUGUUAAAAGCCUUCACUCCAGUCGCGAUUUUAGUUGUCUCAUCUGCAUUCGGUUUGAGCUCAAUGGAUAAGAAGACUUUCGGUAUUGUCAGUUUAAUCUCAACAGGUGUUUGUGUCGCUUCAUUCGGUGAAGUUUUCUGGGACACAACAGGUUUCACUGUACAAGUCAUUGCUAUCUUAUUAGAAGCCUCAAGACUUGUUAUGAUUCAACUCAUUUUAACUAACUUAAAGAUGAGCCCAUUGACUUCAAUGUACUUCUUCGCGCCAGUUUGCGCAAUCAUCAACGCAUGUAUUUUACCAUUCACAGAAGGAUGGGCACCUUUCCUCCAACUCAAGGACUUAGGCGUAUUCGUUUUAGCAACAAACGCAGCUGUUGCAUUCGGAUUAAACGUCGCUGCUGUUUUCCUCAUUGGCGCAGCAUCAUCCUUAGUUUUAACACUCGCAGGUAUUGGUAAAGAUUUAUUAUUGAUUGCUGGUUCAGCUAUCAUCUUCGGUGGUUACCCAACUGCACUUCAAUUAUUCGGUUACUCUAUCGCCUUGGGUGGUCUUGUUUUAUUCAAGACACAAGGAAAGAAGUAAGAGAAAGUUUCCAGAUUACGCGGAACACAUUUAUAAAUUUUUAAUUACCAACCUUUCGUUUUUCUUUCUCAAAUACUCUUUUUUAUUGUAGCAAAAUCGCUUGCAAAAAUAGAUUUUUACUUAUGGCAUCAUAAA